This is a messenger RNA of Myripristis murdjan (pinecone soldierfish), 1042 nucleotides long. RefSeq names its product mitochondrial ribosomal protein S34 (gene mrps34). Gene Ontology annotation, cellular component: mitochondrion. The coding region runs from base 195 to 854 and encodes 219 amino acids. NCBI's taxonomy places the organism in Eukaryota, Metazoa, Chordata, Actinopteri, Holocentriformes, Holocentridae. Gene Ontology annotation, molecular function: structural constituent of ribosome. The record is from RefSeq and is a predicted model, not a curated record. The transcript is spliced from 4 exons.
UUCUGCUUAUUAUCGCAGGCGGAACCAAAGCAGCCCGCAGUGUUAGACGGAAUAGUUUAAGCGCGGACACACGGGCCGGAAGUUUUGUGCCGUGCGGAGGUCAAGCUAGUGGAGUCUGUCAGGUUUGGAGAAAUUCAGGACACACGUCCAGGUUGCCCUCUGCUCCAUCAGUCAGGACCGUCAGACCGGCAGCGAUGGUGAAGAAGAAGCGGCUCCGCCUGAUCGCAGAGAUGGCGCGGAAGGUGCGGGCUUACCGGGAGCUCAAAUCCCGGCCGCGGGACUCGCAGAGGUACGCCCUGGACUACGAGACGAUGAAGCGGCCGCACACGGGCAAGACGCUGCCGGUGCUCGCCUGGCAGGACGUGCGCAGAGAGAGCCGCCUCCUCUCCCUGCUGGCCGGCAUGAGGAUGUUUGGAGUGGGCCGCCUCUUCACACGGAAGUCCUGGCUCACAGAGCACCCGGAGCCCAGCUACUGGCACAUCACCAAGGUCAAGGUGGACUACACCGCUGAGAACAUGGAUCAUGGCAGAGUGUGGGGAAUCCUUACCUAUAGAGGAAAGCAGGAGAGCGAGGUCCGGGAGUUGGAUAAGGUGAUGUACCACGACUGGCGCCUGGUGCCCAAACAUGAAGAACAGCAGUUUAAGGAGUGUGAGCCGCUCCCGGAGCCGCCGCUGCGCCACAUGCCCUACCCCCCUCUGCUGCGUGCCAUGCUGCUGGCCCAGCAGAGGAAAGCAGGCGGCGGCUCGGCAGUCGAGGAGCCGGCCUUACCGUUAAAGCGGGACGUUCUGCUCAACAAAGACUAUUUCCGCAAACAGGAGCAAGAGAGGCAGAGGAAGGAGGGGACACCUGUGUGAUCCACAGCAGAGCUCCGAGUCAAGGAGUCACUAAUGUCUGACCUUUUUAACAUGGCCGGUGUCGACGGCCUCCUGUUGCAUCAAACACUGAGUCGUCUGUGCUGUUAAACGGACUUAAAUGAGUUCACCUCUCUUUGUUGUUGUUUGUGCAAUGCUGUAAAUAUUAAAUUUGCAACAGUAUACUAGUA